Messenger RNA from Salvelinus namaycush (lake trout), 3346 nucleotides. RefSeq names its product sodium channel subunit beta-1-like. Gene Ontology annotation, biological process: cardiac muscle cell action potential involved in contraction; regulation of heart rate by cardiac conduction; sodium ion transport. The record is from RefSeq and is a predicted model, not a curated record. NCBI's taxonomy places the organism in Eukaryota, Metazoa, Chordata, Actinopteri, Salmoniformes, Salmonidae. Bases 724 to 1377 code for a protein of 217 amino acids. Gene Ontology annotation, cellular component: voltage-gated sodium channel complex. The transcript is spliced from 7 exons. Gene Ontology annotation, molecular function: sodium channel regulator activity.
GCAGGGCAUUAUUUAUUGAUCAUUAAAUACGGUGGUGUGGAGACUGUGGACUCUGUACAGGCUGGACAGGCACGAGUCUGAUUUAGUACGGAGGCCGGUGAGGUAAGGAGGAGGCUGUAUAUUCCUGACACUAAAGGGGCACUGACAAGGACGCAGCCUAGAGCUGACCUCCUCACCUGGCCACCCCCCUCCCCCCACAGAGGGAUGCCCCCCAGGCCGAGCACCAGCUGAAGAAGAGGACAAAAAAAGUUACUAUGACUGCGCCUCACCAGAAGAGGUCCUGCCUCAGAUCUCCUCUCCCAGACUGGUUGGGACGCUCCAGUUGUGUUCUGUUACUUUUGUCUUGAGUUUUUUUUACUCAUCCUCACUGGAGUGAGAGAGUGAAGACCUUUUGAAGACCUUUUGAAGACUUGGAGUAGCUGCUAAUAGACGAAGACCUAUGGUCUUUCUUUGUCUUUCCCUGUCUGUGGUGUCUGUGGGGUGUGUGUGUGAGAGUGCUUGUGGGUUGGCACCGGUGAGAGCCGUCGCCCUUCCCUCUGCCAGGAUGUCUGCAGUUCAGCUGCUGCUGGUCCCGCUGGCGCUGUGGGUCCUGCAAGCGUCUCUAUGCCAUGGAGCAUGUGUGGAGGUGGACUCUGACACUGACGCAGUGGUCAACGAAGGCUUUAAGCUGGGCUGUAUCUCCUCUAAAAUGAGGGGCGAGGUGCCCGCCGAGGCCACUGUUGAAUGGUCCUUUAUGCCCAAAGGGGAGAGCGAGUUCACAACACGUCUCUAUGCCAUGGAGCAUGUGUGGAGGUGGACUCUGACACUGACGCAGUGGUCAACGAAGGCUUUAAGCUGGGCUGUAUCUCCUGUAAAAUGAGGGGCGAGGUGCCCGCCGAGGCCACUGUUGAAUGGUCCUUUAUGCCCAAAGGGGAGAGCGAGUUCACAACAAUCUACAGCUACAAGGAUCUAAUGAGCGACAUCCCGGACGAGCGCUUCUACGAGCGUCUGGACUGGAACGGCAGCAAGAAGACCAAGGACCUGCAGGACGGCUCCAUCUACAUCCUGAACGUGACGUGGAACGACACGGGCACCUACCGCUGCAUCUUCAACCGCACCCUCAUCUUCACCUCCUUCAAGUUCCACAACGACACCACCAAGAUCGUCCACCUCAACGUGGUGCCAAGACUGACCAGGGGGAUAGCGUCCAUCUUGUCCGAGGUGAUGAUGUAUGUCACCAUCGUUGGGCUGCAGGUAUGGCUGGUGGUGGAGAUGAUUUACUGCUACAGGAAGAUAUCAGUGCAAGGCGAGGAAGCAUUGAGAGAGAGCGCGGCGGAGUACUUAGCUAUAGCUUCAGAGAGUAAAGAGAAUUGUGCAAUGGUGGCAGUAACCGAAUAGCACUGGUUAAAAAAUGGCUCCAAACGAUGAAUAGCUCUCGAUAGCCCUUCAACACUUCUCCACUUCACCCCUUCUUCCAUUAUGACACCAUCUCAUUGUGACACCAUCUCAUUACCCCAUCCAGGAGGACAAGCAGCCAAGAGGCUUGUCCAGAGAACAGAUGGAUGAGAAGUGAAACAGCCAAUGAAAAAAAGGACAUAUGCUGUAUAUUUGCAUUUAAACACAGUAGAGUGUACCAUCUAGCAGUACUAUAAUAUCAAAGAGAGUUGUAUAUACAGUACGUAUGGUUAAUUAUGCAAUCCAAAUCUUCAUUAUAAUACUCCUACAUUAUAUUAAGUUGGUAUUGUACAUUAAGAAUAGCUGCAUGUGUAGUGAUACAUCCUAACCAUGGGCAUUAAUAUGUUUCUUAUGGUAAAUUUCAGGAUUCUAAAGUGUGCUUGUAUCAAAGCAAUUAGAGGUCAGAACUCAACUGCAAUCUGACACAAUGGCUUCAGUAGCCGGUCUUGAUCAGACCUUCAAUGGCUAUUAUGCGCAGAUCCAGACUAGCCUACCGGUAUAUUCAAAAGCAUUCCAAUAAAACCUUGUUAUGCAUUCAGGUUAAUGAAAUGAGUACCCUGAGGAGUAUUAGCCUAACACACGGUUGACUAGCUGGGAGUACUGGAUUGUACACAUCCAGAGCAACUAUUUCUGUUUGACAACAUCUGUCUACCCUUUAAAGGUUAAAGCAUUAAUGAUCUAGUAAUGUUACCAAUAGUCUUCCUCUUUUUUUGGGACAGGGAUAACUCUCUCAAACUUAAAAAGUACAUUAGGAUCAGGGUAAAUUCACUAUCCAGUGUCUAGUAUAGGACGGUAGAAUGCCUGUACAUACUGUAGAUAGAGGACUGUAGCUAACUAUUUAUCAAUGCAAUGGAAUCAUUUUCACGUAACCGGUGAUUUGCUUAUGUCAGACGAUUUAAGGUAAUUAACAUGGUCAAUUCCUCAAAGCUAUAAUUAUCCACCAAUGUAUUAUACACAUUAUAGCAGUGCCAUUUUAAAAUGUUGAAACUAUCAUUCUACCGUUGUGACUGGAAACCUCAAUAUGCAACAUCCAUACAUUAUACAUAUAUUUAUUGCAGUAUAAUUGUAUUCUCUCCAUAUUUCAUUAAUGCUUUACUUGCUAGAUUUUCCUUACCAUAUUUACAACAAACAAGGGCUUGUGAUAUUAGCUACCAUUUUACUGCCGUGGGAAACUACCACAAUUUGUCCAGUGUGCCUAGAGCAGGAAUGUCUGUGACUGGUCGAAGACCUGAAACGGUUUAGACAAGACGCUAAACUGGUUUAAAACAAGUUAUUUAAUGAAGAUACCUAAUGUGAGCAGAAACUAUACUAUAUACAGUGUUGGCUUAGUGCUCAUAUCAAUCAGUCCCUAUGGAGCAGAAUACAGUGAGUUGCUAUUGAAAACUGACAUCCCUGUCGUUCCUAUUUGGCAGUCAAUUCUGAAUUAUACCUCCAGGGGCAGCAUAACACCGCCUAAUGUGGACUGCCAUCUUGCAUGCAUACUUUCUUGUAUAAUUUCAUUGGGAUCUGGGUUUGCUACAUUUGAAGUACAGAAAAGUGAAAGAAUAAUAGGAUUGUUAUCGCAUGAUAACUGAACAAAUGAUCAUUCUGUAGAAUUAAUGUUCAAGAUUCUGAAUUAUUCAAAAUUCCUUUUAAAAACCUUGACACCGAUUUGGUCAGGUUAGAGUUUCUAUUCGCCUUUCACAGAACUUCAACAUUAAAUAGCGGAAUAUAUGUUGGAAAAAACAACAGGCUUAAAACAGGGAAUAAUCUACUUCUGCUGUAAUUAAAAAUGUUGACUGAAGAGAGCUGAUCCAGUUCACAUUACUAUGGAAAUGUUGCUUGCCAAAACAGUCAGCUUUAUACCAUAAUACAAUUGUCAUGUGAUAAUGGAGUAGGCUUUAUGUCUGGUUUAUUAAAUCAAAACAAUCUC